Messenger RNA from Perognathus longimembris pacificus (Pacific pocket mouse), 6094 nucleotides. It is a transcript of the gene Col5a3, whose product is annotated as collagen type V alpha 3 chain. The record is from RefSeq and is a predicted model, not a curated record. Lineage: Eukaryota; Metazoa; Chordata; Mammalia; Rodentia; Heteromyidae. Bases 87 to 5333 code for a protein of 1748 amino acids. Gene Ontology annotation, molecular function: extracellular matrix structural constituent. The transcript has 67 exons.
CCGGCUGCCCCGAGUCUCUGCCGCGCGGAGUCGCGGGAGCCGCCCAGUGCGGUCCCGGUCCCCGCCUUGCGCAGACCCCGCUGGGGAUGGGCGGCCGCCGGCGCCUGGGCCUCUGCGCGCUGCUGGCCACGCUGCAGCUUCUGCCCUGGACGCUGGCCGUGGAGCCUGUGGAUGUCUUGGAGAUUCUAGGUUUGCGUGGGGACCAGGCUGGGACCCCCAAAACACCUGGCCUGUGUCCCCACCGAGUUCCAGAGGGUGACCAGGCAUUCCGAGUGGGCAAGGCCGGCGUGCUCAGUGUCCCCACCCUGGAGCUCUUCCCGGAUGGGCGAUUUCCUGAGAACUUCUCGGUGCUGACCUCUCUGCGGGUGCAGUCCACUGGCCGCUUCGUUCUUCUAUCUGUUUAUGAUGAGAAGGGCACCCGGCAUUUGGGGCUGGCACUGGGGCCAGUGCUGGGCCUCGUGGGGGCCUCCUGGCAUCCCUCCCCUCUCCCCUUCAACCUCACUGACGGCAGGUGGCACCGCUUUGCGGUCAGCGUGGAUGGCGACGUGGCCACGUGGGUCAUUGACUGUGAACGUCAGCCACCCAUGUUGGGACAAGGGCCUGGGUUCAUCAGUACGGCGGGACGCACUGUGUUGGGGACCUGGGAGUUUCAGGAAGAGAGUUUUGAGGGGGACAUCCAGGAGCUUCUCAUAAUCCCAGAUCCCCAAGCUGCCUUUCGGGCCUGCAAGCAGUACCUCCCUGGCUGUGAACACGUGGAUCCCAUAACCACAGGAACCCCCUGGGAUGAACCAGACACCCCCACCCCUCCUCCUCGACGCAAGGGGAAGGGGAAAGGGAAGAAGAAAGGCCGUGGUCGCAAGGGGAAGGGCAGAAAGAAAAACAAGAAAACCUCACCCCUAAGUUUGCCCCCCGCUGAUGCCCUGGAGAAGCAGAUUUCUGAUGCUCACUCGCUCCAGACCUCUGAUGCUGUCUCCACCAUCCAGACAGCAAGGCCAACCAUGUCACCAACUGCUGUGCCUGGGGUUGUCACCACCACUGUGAGCAUUGGCUACAAUGUCACCGUCUUCCAGGAGGGGAAGGAUCCUGGCAGUGGAAGCGAGCUGAGGACCCCUGAGAUUGACACAGCUGAGGAGGAUGAAAUGGGAGGGCGUCCGACUAUGGGUCCUGAAUUUCGAGCAGCCGAACAGCCAUCCAGGACGGAGUUCCAGAUCUUUCCUGGCACUGGAGAGAAGGGAGCAAAAGGAGAACCAGCUGUGGUAGAACAGGGACAGCGAUUUGAGGGGCCUCCAGGAGCCCCAGGACCACGAGGGGUGGCUGGUCCCUCAGGACCUCCUGGCCCCCCAGGAUUUCCAGGGGACCGCGGUCUUCCGGGCCCUGCUGGCCUUCCAGGGAUUCCUGGCAUUGAUGGGGUUCGGGGCCCACCAGGCACUGUGAUCAUGAUGCCGUUCCAGUUUGCAAGUGGUUCCCUCAAAGGACCUCCAGUCUCUUUCCAGCAGGCCCAGGCCCAAGCAGUACUGCAACAGGCUCAGCUCUCCAUGAAAGGACCCCCUGGCCCUGUGGGGCUCACUGGGCGCCCAGGCCCUGUGGGUCUCCCUGGCUAUCCAGGUCUGAAAGGGGACUCGGGAGAAGCAGGGCCACAGGGUCCCCGAGGACUGCAGGGCCCCCCUGGGCCUCCAGGCCGAGAGGGAAAGAUGGGCCGCUCUGGAGCAGAUGGGGCCCGGGGCCUCCCGGGAGACACAGGACCUAAGGGUGAUCGGGGUUUCGAUGGCCUGCCAGGGCUGCCUGGUGAGAAAGGCCAGAGGGGUGACUCUGGCCACGUGGGACAGCCUGGUCCCCCAGGAGAGGAUGGAGCAAAGGGAGCAGAGGGACCUCCAGGGCCCACUGGCCCCGCCGGGGAGCCGGGUCCCCGAGGUCUGAUUGGCCCCAGAGGCUCCCCCGGUCCCCUGGGACGCCCGGGCAUCACCGGAAGCGAUGGGGCCCCAGGUGCCAAAGGCAAUGUGGGACCUCCGGGAGAGCCGGGCCCCCCAGGACAACAGGGAAACCAUGGGUCCCAGGGGAUCCCUGGCCCCCAGGGACCCAUUGGCACUCCUGGGGAGAAGGGCCCCCCUGGAAAUCCAGGAAUUCCGGGUGUCCCCGGAGCUGAUGGCCCUCCGGGCCACCCAGGCCACGAGGGUCCUGCAGGAGAGAAAGGGGUUCAGGGUUCUCCGGGGUCAGCAGGGCCCCCAGGCUACCCAGGACCUCGGGGCAUUAAGGGCACUUCUGGCAAUCGAGGCCUCCAAGGUGAAAAAGGAGAAAGGGGCAAUGAUGGCUUUUCUGGCUUCAAAGGUGAUGGAGGGCUGAAAGGCGAUCGGGGGCAGCCGGGACCCCCUGGUCCUCGGGGAGAGGAUGGGCCUGAGGGUCCCAAGGGGCCUGGGGGCCUGGUGGGUGAAGAGGGUGCUCCAGGACCAGCUGGAGAAAAGGGCAAACUUGGGGUGCCUGGUCUCCCUGGCUACCCAGGACGCCCUGGACCUAAGGGAUCGAUUGGGUUUCCUGGUCCCCUGGGACCAUUAGGAGAGAAAGGAAAGCGGGGCAAAGCAGGACAGCCAGGCCUCGAAGGAGAGCGGGGACCUCCAGGCUCCCGAGGAGAGAGGGGGCAGCCUGGGGCCACAGGACAACCAGGCCCCAAGGGUGAUGUGGGUCAGGAUGGGUCCACUGGAGUUCCUGGAGACAAGGGCCUCCCUGGUCUGCAAGGCCCCCCAGGAUUCCCUGGGCCAAAGGGGCCCCCUGGUCCUCAAGGAAAAGAUGGGGUAUCGGGGCACCCUGGGCCGAGAGGAGAGUUGGGAUUCCAAGGUCAGACAGGCCCCCCUGGACCCGCUGGUGUUCUGGGCCCACAGGGAAAGGUCGGGGAUGCAGGGCCUCUGGGUGAGAGGGGUCCCCCGGGCCCCCCGGGACCUCCUGGGGAGCAGGGCCUCCCAGGCCUGGAAGGCAGAGAGGGCGCCAAGGGAGAACUCGGACCCCUCGGGCCUCUUGGAAAGGAGGGGCCGCCUGGACCCACAGGCCUUCCUGGUUCCCAAGGGGCCCCCGGGGACCCGGGACCCACUGGUUUGAAGGGUGACAAGGGCCCCCUUGGUCCCAUUGGGGCUAAUGGCUCCCCCGGUGAGCGGGGCCCUGUGGGCCCAACUGGAGGCAUUGGGCUUCCUGGCCAGAGUGGAGGUGAAGGCCCGAUGGGUCCGGCAGGAGAGAAGGGGUCCCCGGGAGAACGUGGCUCCCCUGGUCCCACUGGCAAAGAUGGUGUGCCGGGACCCCUGGGGCUCCAGGGCCCCCCUGGAGCUGCCGGGCCUUCUGGCGAGGAAGGGGACAAGGGAGAAGUGGGUGCCCCUGGUCACAAAGGGAGCAGAGGGGACAAGGGAGAUGCGGGCCCGCCAGGACCAGCAGGAAUUCGGGGUCCUGUGGGACACCCAGGCCCCCCGGGGGCUGACGGGGCCCAGGGACGUCGGGGACCCCCAGGCCUCUUUGGGCAGAAAGGAAAUGAAGGAGUCAGGGGCUUUGUGGGUGUGAUUGGCCCUCAAGGUUUGCAGGGACUGCCAGGCCCUCCAGGAGAGAAAGGGGAGGUCGGAGAUGUGGGAUCCAUGGGUCCCAAUGGGCCUCCCGGGCCUCGGGGUCCUCAUGGCCCCAGCGGAUCUGAGGGCCCCCCGGGGCUGCCUGGAGGACUUGGCCAGCCGGGCUCCGUGGGCACGAAGGGUGAGCAGGGUGAGGCAGGAGACCCAGGCCUCCCAGGACCCCCUGGCAUUCCAGGUCCCAAAGGGGAAGUUGGUGAAAAGGGGGACUCAGGUCCAUCGGGGGCUGCUGGACCCCCAGGCAAGAAAGGACUGCCUGGAGAAGAUGGCUCUAAAGGAAGCAUGGGUCCCACAGGGCUUCCCGGAGAUUUGGGGCCCCCAGGAGAUCCUGGGGUUCCAGGCAUUGAUGGCCACCCUGGGGAGAAGGGAGACUCAGGAGAUGUUGGGGGACCGGGGCCUCCAGGAGCUUCUGGGGAGCCUGGUGCUCGGGGGCCUCCAGGCAAAAGGGGUCCUCCUGGCCGCAUGGGUCCAGAAGGAAGAGAAGGAGAGAGGGGUGCCAAGGGAGACCCAGGGCCUGACGGACCCCCAGGACGGACAGGCCCAAUGGGGGCUCGUGGGUCCCCUGGACAUAUUGGGCCUGAGGGUCUUCCAGGAAUUCCUGGCCCUGUGGGUGAGCCAGGCCUCCUGGGAUCCCCGGGGCUAAUGGGCCCUCCAGGCCCUCUGGGGCCUUCUGGCCUUCCAGGGCUAAAGGGAGACUCAGGCCCCAAGGGGGAGAAGGGCCAUAUUGGAUUGAUUGGCCUCAUCGGCCCCCCGGGGGAGGCUGGUGAGAAGGGGGACCGCGGGUUGCCAGGCGUGCAGGGCCCUCCAGGCCCCCAGGGAGAUCCUGGUUCCCCUGGACCCAUUGGCUCUUUGGGCCAUCCUGGAGCCCCAGGUGUGGCAGGACCUCUGGGACAGAAAGGCUCUAAAGGGUCCCCGGGCUCCCUUGGUCCCCGUGGAGACACUGGACCUGCAGGUCCUCCUGGCCCCCCAGGUCCCCCUGCUGAGCUGCACCGGCGGCUUCGGCGUCAUGCGGCCCAGGGCUUCCCGGAGAGCGGCCUGGAGGAGGUGCUGGCUUCUCUCAACUCUCUGAGCCUGGAGGUGGCGCAGCUGCAGCGCCCUCUGGGCACCGCCGAGCGCCCAGGCCUGAUGUGCCACGAGCUCCACCGCAACCACCCUCACCUGCCCGAUGGGGAGUACUGGAUUGACCCCAAUCAGGGCUGCGCGCGGGAUGCGUUCCGGGUUUUCUGCAACUUCACGGCAGGAGGAGAGACCUGCCUCUAUCCCGACAAGAAGUUCGAGACCGUGAAACUGGCCUCCUGGUCCAAGGAGAAGCCUGGAAACUGGUAUAGCACCUUCCGGCGAGGGAAGAAGUUCUCAUAUGUGGAUGCCGAUGGAGCCCCGGUAAACGUGGUACAGUUGACCUUCCUGAAACUCCUGAGUGCUACGGCUCACCAACGCUUUACCUACACGUGCCAGAACUCGGUUGCCUGGCUGGACGAAGCCAUGGGUGACCAUCGCCGCUCCCUCCGCUUCCUGGGGACCAACAGAGAGCAGCUGUCCUUCAAUCAGACAGCCACAGCCACCAUCAGGGUGCCCCAUGAUGGCUGCCGACUUCGGAAAGGACAGGCGAGGACCAUCUUGGAACUCAGUUCUUCUCCAGUGGGUUUCCUGCCCUUGUGGGAUGUCGCCGCCAUGGACAUUGGCCAGACCAAUCAGAAAUUCGGGUUUGAACUUGGGCCUGUGUGCUUUAGCAGCUGAAGAUCUUGGGGGUGGGGGUAGGAUGGGAAAGAAGUAAAGUGACGGAUCCCCUCUCAUGGGGUCUUGUGGGGUGCUGUGGCUCUGAAGGCGCCAUAUUUAUUACCUUCUGAGACUAUGGGUCUUGAAGAUGGGUUUCUGCAGGUGUCUUCUCCCUGGCAGCCUGAGGGAUGGAGUCCUCGGGUUUCCCAGGGGUUCUGGGGGCUUAACUGUCUUCUGCCCCUUUCUCCUCUGUAACCUCAUUCACCCCCUUCCCUCCCCGCCCCUGCCCCCCUGCAAAGAGCUUCAAACUCAGAGCUAAGGAAACCCCCAGCCCCAUGCCUGUGCCUCACCCCUCCCAGGUUGCCAACCAAUUCCCUUUGGUGCUACCUUUUGCCAUAGUUAAGCACUGGAUGUCCUCCCCUCCCCUCUCUGGGAGAGCUGUGUGCCCCUUCCCCCUCACCCCUUCUUUCCCAGGCCUCUCUUGCUGCCACCAGGUAGUGUGGGGGCCAAGAUGGCAGGCAUGGAUCAGGAUCCUUCAAAGGUGCUGCCCUAUGAAUCCCUGGGUCUUUUUUUUUUUUUUUUUUUUUUUUUGGUAACCAUCUCUUCUGUGGUUAUAUUUAAUCUACUUCUUCCAUAGAGAAGGCUGGGACAGGGGAGGGAAAAGAGAAGGGAAGGGGAGGAGAUCCCAGGAGAUAUUUCUAGCACAGUCCCCUCCUCCCCACCUCCUCCCCCCAACCUCCCUAGGGAGAAGUCCCAUCUCCAGUGUGAGAAUAAACCAAUGA